Phanerochaete carnosa HHB-10118-sp is the source of this 680-nucleotide messenger RNA. RefSeq lists its product as uncharacterized. The record is from RefSeq and is a predicted model, not a curated record. The transcript is spliced from 5 exons. The coding region runs from base 260 to 679 and encodes 139 amino acids. Lineage: Eukaryota; Fungi; Basidiomycota; Agaricomycetes; Polyporales; Phanerochaetaceae. Gene Ontology annotation, molecular function: metal ion binding.
UGCAGACGAUCCCUCGCUACCGGAGACGCGGUUGAAGAGGUUCCGCGCAGGCUCAGGCACUCCUCCACCAUUGAAGAAACGCAACAUCUCUUCGCCUACGCAACAGCAAGCGAAGCUACCACCCAAGCUACCUGUCAAGUCGCCCUCAUCCAAACCACCUUCACGGUCAUCGAAGUUUCCAUCGAGUCCUUCGAGGUCCACGCAGCAAACAACAUCCCAGACCGUGCGAAAAGUCCUGGCAGAUGUGGGCGAUCAGCUGAUGUGCCCCAUAUGCUGUGAUUUAUUUGUAUGUGUACAAAUUGGCUCUGCAUGUGGCCACAGCUUCUGCGGGAACUGUGGGUGGGACUGGAUAGCGAAGACCAUGCCCGCACCUACAUGCCCCUACUGCCGCACGCCGCUCAACAGGCAGGCGCCUAUGAUACCCAACUUUGCGAUUGAGAGCAUGGUGCAGAAGCUUGUCGCGUCGCUAGCGGAGAAUGGCGUCGACGGCUGGGACGAAGAGGGUGAGUUAUGGCGAGAGUGGCAGGAACGACAACAGCGAUGGAAAGCUGGAGCCGCUGCACGAGCAAGCGAGCUUGAAAGAUAUAGCGAGGCAGAGACUCCGCCCGCGCCUGCAUCUCCUCCGCAGGCUCGGCAUGAACAGCUGCUCAUCAAUCCCAGUAACGAGCCAGCGGGUUGAA